CCACAAUCAGAACAUCCAUAAUGUCCAAAGAUAUAAGGUCAAUGCUCCGAACUGGGCUGCAGACAGCUAGCAAAGUUACCAAACCAACUUCUACCAGUACAAAAGUCAAUUCCAUAGAGGUUAAAAACCAUAAAGGUUUGAAUGUGAUUGUGCCUACACACCCACAGACAACUGACUUCUCCAAGAGAUGGGCCAUAGAUGGAACACACCUCAUAAGCAAUUUACCUCCCAAAUCGUACUUUGAAAAUCGGAAGUCGUUCAAGAUAGCUGCAUUUGAUCUAGAUGGGACGUUGGUAAACACAAAAUUUGGUCUGUCAUUUGCAAGAGGCCCGAACGAUUGGAAGUGGUGGAGUCCAAGCUCCAGAGAAAAGUCGAGUGUUACCACAGAAAUAAAGACAUUACUCAAAGAGGAUUAUUUGCUAGUCAUAUUCACAAAUCAAGGAGGUGUAAUUGCAGAUAAAUCAAAGAAAUCAUACAUCAAUUUUGUCCAACGAGUGAAUGCAAUAGUCGAGGACUUGAAAAAGAAGCUUGAUGAUGAUUCAAUAGACGUAUUGGUUUAUGCAUCCCCCAAACGCCCAGCAAGUGGAAAAUCCAGUCCAAAGGAGUUACACGAACGGAUGAGGAAACCUAGCACAGGAAUGUGGAACGAAAUGGAGAAGUUCUUGAAUACAUUUGGAUCAGUAGACAAAGCACUGAGUUUCUUCGUUGGUGAUGCUGCUGGCAGGCCCGGUGACCAUCUGGAUAGCGAUUUAAUGUUUGCAAGGGAAUUAGAAAUAGAAUUUAAAGUUCCAGAAGGUAUUUUUCAACACGAAGAAUCUAAUAAAAGCUAAAAACUUUCUACACUUUGCAUAGCUUACUAGCGUAUAUCGUAAAAUUGAGGUUAUGAAUUAUUUACAUGGUCUAAAUUAUUUACAGGAUUAUUUAAGUUGU
Suhomyces tanzawaensis NRRL Y-17324 is the source of this 930-nucleotide messenger RNA. Its product is annotated as polynucleotide 3'-phosphatase. Lineage: Eukaryota; Fungi; Ascomycota; Pichiomycetes; Serinales; Debaryomycetaceae. Gene Ontology annotation, biological process: DNA repair. Gene Ontology annotation, molecular function: polynucleotide 3'-phosphatase activity; double-stranded DNA binding; ATP-dependent polydeoxyribonucleotide 5'-hydroxyl-kinase activity. The record is from RefSeq and is a predicted model, not a curated record. The transcript has a single exon. Bases 21 to 830 code for a protein of 269 amino acids.